Messenger RNA from Bufo bufo (common toad), 3588 nucleotides. It is a transcript of the gene VANGL2, whose product is annotated as VANGL planar cell polarity protein 2. Gene Ontology annotation, cellular component: plasma membrane. Lineage: Eukaryota; Metazoa; Chordata; Amphibia; Anura; Bufonidae. The record is from RefSeq and is a predicted model, not a curated record. The coding region runs from base 713 to 2275 and encodes 520 amino acids. Gene Ontology annotation, biological process: establishment of planar polarity; multicellular organism development; Wnt signaling pathway, planar cell polarity pathway. The transcript is spliced from 9 exons.
UCUGCAUUCUGGAGAGACACACAACUCUGCACACAUCCAUACAUCCUGGGGAAUCACUUCAUCCAUCCGCCUGGAAUCCCACCGGGAUCUGCUCGCCAGGACUGGGAUCUACCACCUUCCCCAUGGUUUUUUUUCCUCCCUCCAUUUUCAGAUUGUGGAUUUUCUAACACAACCCUGGACAACAAAAGCUUCCUCGUAUAAAAGGAGACUCUACCAUCCCCUCCUCCUCCUGCUUCCCUCCCUUCCACCCCUCCUCCCUCCUUCUUUCCCAAGAAGUGAUCCUUGAAGCUGGGGAGAUUGCACAUGUCUGAGGCUUUUCCUAGCCGCUUGGGGGUUUUUGGACUCCUCUUGGUUUCCGGUAGGAAAUGUCAAUGGUGAACAAGUGAGGGAACCUGUUUUUUGUUUUACUUUUUACAUUUUUAAAUUCUAAGUUCCACUUGAAGAUGCACGAAGGAUCGUAGGAUUACUCUACACGAUCCAAGCCCGGGUUUCCCGUGAUCCUAAACUGGUUCCCUUAUUUUUCUUAUGAGACGGACCGACACCGCCAAUCAAAAUAGAGUCCCUCAAGGUGAAAGUCGAUUUUCUGACGGCGCCUUUUGGCCUGAAAAAGCCUGUGCUGAAAGAGGCCACAGCGGUGUUGGCUUCAGUUCCAGGUUCUGGGAAACCGAAAACCGUAAUCGUGGAUCGCCACAAAGGUCGUUACUCUGAAAACAUGGACAACGAGUCCCAAUAUUCUGGGUACUCGUAUAAAUCUGGGCAAUCCCGGAGUUCGCGCAAACACAGAGAUCGAAGGGAAAGACACCGAUCUAAAAGCCGGGACGGCAGCAGCCGAGGAGACAAGUCGGUCACUAUUCAAGCUCCUGGAGAACCGUUGUUAGACAAUGAGUCCACGAGAGGAGAAGAGAGGGAUGACAAUUGGGGUGAAACGACUACAGUUGUCACCGGGACUUCCGAACACAGCAUAUCCCACGAUGACAUUACACGUAUUACUAAGGACAUGGAGGACAGUGCCAACCUGGACUGCUCCCGGCACUUUGGGGUCAUCAUUGGUGGAGCUUUAGCAUUCAUCUCAUUUCUGACCCCUAUAGCCUUUAUGCUGUUGCCCAAAAUUUUACCGUGGGAUCUGGAAAACUGUGGUACGCCUUGUGAGGGUCUGUUUAUCUCAGUGGCCUUCAAACUCCUCAUCCUUCUUGUUGGCAGCUGGGCACUUUUCUUCCGUCGCCCCAAAGCUUUCUUCCCCCGGGUUUUCGUCUUCCGGGCUCUGAUUAUGGUCCUCAUAUUUCUGCUGGUGGUGUCCUAUUGGCUUUUUUACGCAGUCCGUAUCUUGACGACGGCGGAGAAGAAUUACCAGGGGAUAGUACAGUAUGCUGUAUCACUUGUGGAUGCUCUUCUGUUCGUUCACUACUUGGCUGUUGUCUUGCUGGAGCUGAGACAACUCCAACCUCAGUUCACCAUCAAGGUCGUGAGGUCCACGGAUGGAGCCAGCAGACAUUACAAUGUUGGCCAUUUAAGUAUCCAACGAGUUGCUGUAUGGAUUUUGGAAAAUUAUUAUCACGACUUCCCUGUCUACAACCCUGCUCUCCUGAACCUGCCAAAAUCCAUCCUGUCCAAGAAAAUGUCUGGCUUCAAGGUCUACUCCCUCGAGGAAAAUUCGACAAAUAACUCAACAGGACAGUCCCGGGCAGUGAUAGCCGCUGCCGCCAGGAGGAGAGACAACAGCCACAAUGAGUAUUAUUAUGAGGAGGCCGAACACGAGCGGAGAGUGCGGAAGAGGAAAGCAAGGUUGGUGGUUGCCGUAGAAGAAGCUUUUACUCACAUUAAGAGGCUACAGGAAGAGGACCAGAAAAACCCACGUGAGAUCAUGGACCCCAGGGAGGCUGCCCAGGCUAUCUUCGCCUCAAUGGCCAGAGCCAUGCAGAAGUAUCUCCGGACAACGAAACAACAGCCGUACCACUCCAUGGACAGCAUCCUGCAACACCUCGAAUUCUGCCUUACCCACGACAUGACUCCAAAGGCUUUUCUCGAGAGGUAUUUGGGUCCAGGACCAACUAUCCAGUAUCACAAAGACCGCUGGCUGGCUAAACAGUGGACUUUGGUCAGCGAGGAACCAGUAACCAAUGGAUUGAAAGAUGGUGUUGUGUUUGUUCUAAAGCGUCAAGAUUUCAGCUUGGUGGUCAGCACCAAAAAGAUACCCUUCUUUAAGCUUUCAGAAGAAUUUGUAGACCCAAAAUCACAUAAAUUUGUAAUGAGGCUUCAGUCAGAGACCUCAGUUUGAAACAAAGGACCUUCAUCGUGAAGGAAGGGAAUACAAAGUAAAGGUGGCCAAAACUUUCUUACAUCUCUGGUCCUCUUUCUUACUUGAUGGCUUUCUACGAAUUCUAAAGUUGACUUGUUACAAAAGCUCAACAUGCCUUCCUUGGGUAUGCACCAACAGGAACUAGUGUUAACUUCAAUUCUGUUUUGCCCAUCAGAAUAUAAGGACCUACAUGGGUUCUCAUUACUUCCAUUUUUUGAAGGGAAUUAGACCUCAUUCUUCCAGCUACCAGGGUUGUUCAGUGACUCUCCACAGAGCCAGUACUUCUGUAUGGUUAUAAGCAUUAUUUCUCGUCUGUCCAUCUUUGCAAUAAUUGAGAUCUACUACUGUUUGCAUCAAUUGAGACUUCAAGAGAAAGACUACCUGCUCUGCAGUUUCUUCAGGACCUCUCCCUAAACAUCUUCAAGGCCAUCAAGGGAUACAAAUAUUUGGUGCCAAAAGCAAAGGGCUAUCAGUUGAUGCUUUUUCUAUCCUAUGAAUUUCCUGGUGCUGUCCUCACAAGGUCCACUUUCAACCUUUUUUGAAGUAUUAAGUGCUUCAGAAGAUACUCUGAUUCUAAACAGUGUGGUUGAAUCCAGAAAAUGUUACUCCAUUACUGUGCAACCCUCAAAAAGACAGAUGUGACGUGAUGGUUGGCAUGAAUGUUUUUAAAAUUCCAGGCAGGUUUUGCUUAAAAACCACUAAACUUUGGCACUGUUUUUGUUUUUUAAUAGCAAAAAAUAUUUCCAAUUUGUAUAAAAUAGAAACUUCAAAUCUGUAAAUGUACUCUUACAUAUCUAGGCAGGAUGUCAACUUUUUUUAAUUGCAGAAAUGUGUCGCCAUUGUGGUUUGAAAUGUAAAUUCACCUACAUAUUACACCGUACACUUCUCCAACAUUUUGAUUUUAUUUCACGCACCAUUUGUUUUGUGGGUGCCAACCAGGAAAUGACAAAUUCCAUUCCAGUGUGUCUCUGGAUUAACUCGAUAACAGUAUAAGUGCACUAACGGCAUCGUCAUCUUGUUUACAGUCUGCCAUCCCCUUCCAAUUGGUUAGCCUAUUUAUGCCGACAUCAUCAUUUUAGGUGUGACGUUGCUACGUUUUCAUUCUGCUGCCUUUUUUGGGUUGAGUGGCAGAAAAUCUUUUUUUUUAAAAAUAUUAAAAUGUUCAAACUCUUUUUUUUUUUCUUAAUGUGAUGUCUCACUUUUAAUAUAAAAAGGACUUUAACAUUUCUAGCUUCUCACUACUGAAGGACGUGAAAAAUAAUAAAAAAUAAAGUUGUUUUUACACUACCUAA